Molecule: messenger RNA, 2683 nt
Organism: Myotis brandtii (Brandt's bat)
Lineage: Eukaryota; Metazoa; Chordata; Mammalia; Chiroptera; Vespertilionidae
Gene: TMEM167B
Product: transmembrane protein 167B
Exons: 3
Coding region: 133-357 (74 amino acids)
Source: RefSeq, a predicted model, not a curated record
GCCUGCGUACUACAGUUCCUACCCGUCGCUGCGGCCGGGAUCGGGAAGUGUCAAGCGGGAGCUGGGUUCCCCCACCUGCGCUCCUGCCACCGCUGAUCCCGGCCUCCCUAGUCAGGCCCGGGCUCAGCCGCCAUGACGAACGUGUACUCCCUGGAUGGGAUUCUGGUGUUCGGUUUGCUCUUUGUUUGCACCUGUGCCUACUUCAAGAAGGUUCCUCGUCUCAAAACCUGGCUGCUAUCAGAGAAGAGGGGAGUGUGGGGUGUGUUUUACAAAGCUGCUGUGAUUGGAACCAGGCUGCAUGCUGCUGUGGCAGUCACCUGCGUCGUCAUGGCCUUUUAUGUCCUGUUUAUAAAAUGAAUUCCAAAGCAUCCAUCUCAUCAACUGCCAACCACGCGGACGAGGGUGAAGAACCCGGGGCCUGGACCCAGCGUAGGAGAGUUCAGCUAAAAUCAUCAAAGUCACCAGGAUGACACCACAGCACCUGCCCCUCCCACAAGUGGGGAAAACUCAUGGUUACAAACAUUAGUCAUGCUUCAGGGGACUCCAGAAAGCCAUUAUCCUUACAUCAGUCCUCGGCAGACAGCACAUAACAUCCAGAUAAAUUGCACCCCUGGGUGAUAACAUUACAUACCUCCUGCCUAAAAACCUGUCACCUGUUCUGUUCCUCAGCCCUGGUCAGGAUCUUUUCAAAUGGAGGCUCAUUAGGGAAGGAAUAAGCUGUAUUCAGAUCUCUUGGAAGGAGAUAAUUUUCAAGACUAGACUUUUUUUUUUUUUUUACUGUUUUGAUUUAGAUUUGGCAAACUGGAGGAAAGUGGGGGGGCACUGGGUAGGAAACAGGAGUUGUACAAUGCCAAGAAAUGUUUGGGCUUUGGAAAUUUAUCUUUCAUAUAUUCAUCUGGCAGUAUAAGAGAACAUGGUCCUCACUGCAAAAAGAGAACAGAUGAAAUCACUGUGCUGUGUGCUGGAGAGUGUUGCCAAGAUAUAACCGGGGCCUCCAUAAGACGUGGGAGUUAUCUGUCUGUGGUGAGACCAGAAAGCAGGAACUCACAAGAAAUAAGGUUUUGUUCACCAGUAUCCCCAAAAGGAGACUUCACCCCAACAAAUGGUAUAUGAACAUGAAUCCACUGUCUGUUUUCCUAAAGCCUUUUUAUAUUUUCUAAAUUACUGACUGCUACAUGCUGUUACUCAGUUUUAAAUGCCACCACUAGGGAAAAGAGAAACGAUUGAAGAAAUAAUUAAUAUAUUUGCAGCUAGGGUAGAAGAAAUAUAUCUAGUAUAUUAGUUCAUAUUACUAGUAAAGCUGUCUAGUAUAAAUUGAUUGUGAUGUAAAAUGGAAGUUUUAUCAUGUUAUCCAAGAUACAAACUUAUUCUUUGUUUAAAUCUGGUUUAUUAUGGCAAUUUUUAGUCGAUUACUUGUUUUUCUUGGCCAACUCUUAAUUUUAUUCAUAGUAAAACCCUCUUUAGCUGUCCCUUGUAAAUCUUGUAUUAUAAGAACAUGAGAAAUUCAAAUGAGAGAAGUUGCUGAUAUUCAUAGGCAUAUUUGAACAAUUCAUAGAAUCCAUGAAUAAAAUGAGGGUGACAACAUUUGAAGGGAAGAUUUCUCCAUUCCCUCCUCGUAUCAGCAGAAGGAUCCAAUGUUUUAUUUUUGAAGCCUAGAACUUCUUUAUUUUAAAAAAAAGUUGGUCUAAAAUUGUAAAAAGCAGGCAUGGACAUAGGUCUACCAUGAGAUUGGACAUAGGUCUACCAUGGAUUGUCCAUGAGAGCAAAACUUGACUGUGGACAAAGUAACGGUGGUUGCCCCUGUGUGACAGUAAGUUGUCUUUUGUCUUUCUCCAAAAGGACAGAAGCUGCUAGGAAGUUUAGGUUCUAAAAUAGGCAGUUUAGUCUUUGAGGAUUUCUCAAAGUACAGAAAGUCAUCACGUAAACACUACAUGUCGAAUCAUCUCAGAGUUGUGGCUGUUGUCUCUUCAGGAAUUGGUCCACAGGGUAAAAUUUCAAUGAUUCAUAUGUUUUCAAUGGUCAUUUCUGAGGAUCUCGCAUGAAAGAAAGGAAAAGGGAAAGAAGAGCUAUACCUCGUGGGUGUGAGUUUGGGACCUGCUGGCCAACAGGGGUGUCACUCCCUGGAAAUACAAGUUCAGCAUGUUUGCACUUGUUACUGUGUAGCUUUAAUGACUUUUUUUUCUAAUAGGGCUAAUGUCUCUAAGCUUUGUGCUUAGAGCUGUUUCAGAUUUUAAACUAGUUCCAUUUCACUGUUCUAGUUAUUCAAACCAUUUUUUUACAGCCUCCUGGGUGGGUCAUCUUAACUCUUGAAUUGUAAUAUUUUGAGAUGUUUUCAUUCCAGAAUGUACCAAAAAGUGCACAGAGUGAAGGCAAUUUACAGCAAAACAAAACAAAACACACAGCUUAUUUCAUUUGACUUUAUAUAUGCAGAUAAGCAGAAACCUGUUUAACUCAUUACUUGAUGUGUCAUAUUUUUUGACUGAAAAUUAAUAGAAGUGGUUCCUCUAAGAGGGUCUUUUAGAGGUGGGAGAAGGGAGAUAGCAGUAUCGCCCCAGACUCAUACUGGCAUCACCAUAACUUCUGUAUGCCAGGGUGGUGUGAAGUCAGCUUUUUAUAGUUGAAAUACAAUUUUUUAUUCACCAUUGUCUGCACAAAUUCUUGAAAAUAAAAUUUCUUUCCCUAC